Messenger RNA from Erpetoichthys calabaricus (reedfish), 880 nucleotides. Its product is annotated as sentan-like. The coding region runs from base 130 to 393 and encodes 87 amino acids. The transcript has 2 exons. The record is from RefSeq and is a predicted model, not a curated record. Lineage: Eukaryota; Metazoa; Chordata; Cladistia; Polypteriformes; Polypteridae.
UGUUCCCUAUAAACAGACCACCUUCUCAAGUGCACAACGCAGACGCCACGUCCAUUCAGUGACCUUUUCUGGCUUUUUGUCUUUUCGCAUGUUUCAGCCUUCAAUAAAGGAACAGAUCUGGAAAAGGCGAUGGCGACUGCUGCGCUGGUGUUUUAUAAUGCCACGGGACCCGACGGCAAGCUGAGCGGAGCGCAGGCUAAGGAGCUGCUGCUGACCCAGUUUCAGGUUUUUACUUCGGGACAGGAGAACAAGCCAAAAUAUAAAGAAAUCCUUGCAGACCUUGAAGAAAAAGACAAGACCCUGGACAUGGAAGAUUUCAUGGUUUUGCUAAUCAGCGUCAUGGUCAUGUCAGACAUGAUGCAGCAGAUCCAGGCUGUGAAAGUGGCCAGCUGAUAAGCAGACCGGACCGGCCCUUUGGUCACCUUGCUUCAAAUCUUGUCCUUGUUUUGUGAGAAAUGUUAGACAUCCUUAUCUGUCACUGAUUUUCUCACUGCUGAUGUAUUAUUUUGUUAAUAAUUUGCUUUAAUCUCAACUGCUGUGUAACUCCAUGUUAUUAGCAUUACAAGACCUUCUCCUGACUUAGGCAGAGCUACCUGGAUUUUUCAUGUGGUGUCAGCCAAGUUGUUCAUUUGCCUGUCUGCAUUACAAGGUCAUAGAGUGGGGCAGCCUGCCCUGGCAGUAUCAAGCAUAACGCAGCCUGGCAUCCAAAGUCAGCCUGGUCCAGUGGGUUCUAAUAAUGCUAGUGAUGCAGUGCUGAAACUUUACCAAUACAGGGUGCUAAUUUCAGAUGGCUCAGUGUUGUCAUGGUGUAAAAGAGGUACAUCCAGACAGCUUCUGACCCAACAAAGGGGUAUGGCGGUUAGGAGGGACUGGGCAAAAU